AUGGCUGAGAGAACAAUGAUGGUUUAUUUAUGUUUACUCAUUUUUUAUUUAGAGUGUGGUCACACUUUCCAAGUAACUCAUGUGAGCGAAUGUGGAACAACGCGAAGCUGCUGGCUUUUACCGAACGGUUGCAAAAGUGCUGUUGACUGUUCGGUAAUGGUCACUUGGAAACACACGGGAAGAGCUCUUCUUCUUGAAAUUGAGUUUUUACUCAUGCGCCUGUUGAAAGGAUAUUUCAUUAAAAGAAUUCUGCCUUUUUACCCCUCCAUGAACACUUUAGGCCAACUUGAAAGUGGAAAAAAAUGGCGCGUGGUUAGCUCUUGGGAUCUCGAAGGACGAUCUCAUGGUUUGUCCUGCACAGUUAUGCAUUUCACACCUUGCAUCUUCUACUCAUCACCUCAACUUCCAAUUCAGGGUAACGAUACCGUCUUUGAAUGUCACUUCCCAAAUAAAGGAAAAGGCAGUGUACAUCUGUCACAUAAUCUCAAAACCUCAAACAUAAUGCUACGAGAGGCAACGGAAAUGCUUUUGAAAGACGGGUACACAGAAGUAACCGAUGGUCGAGCAUUUUGCGGCGCAGAGUGGGUGAUCGACUUCACAGUUCUUGAUGCGAAAGAAAAAAAGAUGGUAGGCAUUAUUGUAGACUUAUUCACAUGUGCAAUAUCAAUAAAAGGUCCAAAG
Molecule: messenger RNA, 681 nt
Organism: Strongylus vulgaris
Lineage: Eukaryota; Metazoa; Nematoda; Chromadorea; Rhabditida; Strongylidae
Source: the annotation of a GenBank genome assembly